Messenger RNA from Xyrichtys novacula (pearly razorfish), 594 nucleotides. The record is from the annotation of a GenBank genome assembly. Lineage: Eukaryota; Metazoa; Chordata; Actinopteri; Labriformes; Labridae.
AUGGCUCCAAAGAAAGUAGAACCCAAGAAGACAGAGGUGAAGAAGCCAGAGGCGAAGAAGGAGGAGGCUCCUGCUCCUGCCAAACCUGCAGAGCCUGAACCCAAACCUCCUGAGGUGGACCUGAAAAGCAUUGUGGUGGAGUUCAGCCCGGAUCAGAUCGAGGAGUUCAGAGACGCCUUCACUCUGUUUGACGAGACACCCACAGGGGAGAUGAAGAUCACCUUCGCUCAGUGUGGAGACGUCAUGAGAGCACUGGGACACAACCCCACCAAUGAUGAGGUUCUGAAGCUGCUGGGGAGGCCCAAAGCCGAGGAGAUGCAUGUCAACCUGCUGGACUUCGACAGCUUCUUGCCAAUGCUACAGCAUGUGGCUCGAUCUAAAGAGCAGGGCACCUUCGAGGACUUCGUUGAGGGUCUGAGGGUGUUCGACAAGGAGGGCAAUGGCACGGUGAUGGGUGCCGAGCUCCGUCAUGUCCUCUCCACGCUGGGGGAGAAGAUGACAGAGAAUGAGGUGGACCGGCUCAUGGUGGGACAGGAGGACGCCAACGGACACAUCAACUACACUGAGUUUGUUAAACACAUCCUGGCUGGGUAG